CUCCCUAAAAAAUGGACUCUUACACUUCGUUACUCGAGAAAACCCGCCUUCCCCAACCUUCCCUCCAAAGAUUCGCGGUAAUCUCCAUUUUCUCAAAGCUCCGAACCGCUCCACUUCACCUGGGACCCGAUUCCGAACCCGGAUCCCAAGCCAUCUCCCAAUGCCUCCAUUCCUCUUCUCCCGCCGUCGUCGACCAAUCAGUUCGCGAGCUUUGCCGGCUCGUUUUGGACUCCAACAUGGACUUACCUCGGGCCCUGUUGGAGCUCCAAUCAUCAUUGGAAGGAUCCGAUCCAAAAUUCGUUCCACUCUUUGUGAAAUCCUUAGGGUUUAUCGUUUGCGUCGGGUUCGAACGAAGUAACGGGUCUUGGAAACCCGAGUCCCAUGAAGAUCACCCGUUCGUUAAGGUUCUUUCCAGUCGGAGAGAGGUUGAAUUGGAGCUUGUGAAUCAAAUUUUGUUGUUUAUGGAGAAAAAUAAGGGAUUGGGAAUGAUGGAAGUCUGCGAAUUCUUGAGACCUUUUCUGAAUUUUUCGAUUUUAAGAAUGAAUUUCUCGGAUUCUUCAUUGUUUUUGUUUGGUAGACAGUUGAUUUCGUCAAUGGCUUCGUUUUGCUGUUCAAUUCCUAACCAGUCAUUGCCCAUUUUCAUAUCACUUAUAAAUUGCCUGAAAUAUUUCCCUCCCAAAAGCUUAGAGGAAACCAGGAAUUUUAGUCACAUGACAGAAUGCGUGGUUGACUCAUUUACUGUUGUUUUGAGGCAGUUGGUUGGAAAAGGAAUGUUGGUUACUGAAGCUCAACAAUGUGGGGUGGAAUUAAUUGUGAAUGUUCUUUCACUCUGUACUUCUCCUUGCAAGCAGUCUAGUGGGAUUGAGUCUAUAGUUGAGCUAUUAAAGCACAUGUUGGUUUCCCAGAAAGAUCUUGGAUUGCAAUAUAUACCAGAAUUAUCACCAGUAAUAUUAUCCUUAUCUGUUUUACUCAUCGAGUCCGAGCUUGAACAUCAGCAGCUGUCAAUAUUAAAAUUCCUUCAUUUUAUUUUGAAGUGGAAAAGUGAUAUUGAACAUGCUGCUAGCAGAGCUGAAUAUUUCCUUAGUGAGGAGCUUUUAGUUAUAUUUCCCGUCAUCAGCCUCAUAUCAUCUCCCUCUAAAUCAGUUAAAGGAGCUGCAAAUGAUUUGCUUGUCCUUUUAGAAAGGCUUCUGGUAAACUUAUGUAGUACUUCAAAGGUUAAGCUACGCAAGAAUCUGGGGUAUCAAUCUAUUAGCAGACCUGAACUGAUAGCUUACAGGCUUUUGCAACAUAUAUGGUUUGAGGAUCAAUUUUCAUUGCCCAAUUCUUUCUUUCUAAGUUUAUCUUCUGCUUGUGGAACUGAUGUCCAAACAAUGCAUGACAAACCAAGAUCUUGGGCUUAUCAACUAAAAGAGCUUGCUCUGUGGAUUGUUGAGAGAAGAAAAUCAGGUCUACCUGUCCCACGAUCCCAAGAAAUACUUCUAACUGAAAUUCCCUUGCUACUUGGGGCAAUUGCUGUUGUUUUGGUGAUGCAUCCAUCACUCGGGAAUGCUGCUAUAGAUGCUUUAGCUUCCAUUGGCAAUUUGGAUCCAAAACUAGGUGUUUCUUUGUUGCUAAGUGUUUUAUUUUAUAAUAAUAUAUUCACCAGAAAAGACGUUGUCUACUGGAAUUUGCUGCCUAAGAUUUUGGGAAUGCUUCCAUCGCUUGCAUCACAGACUGGGCUGAUUCCACUUGUAGUUCAAACUAUCUUGCCAAUGCUUCACAAGAAUGCAAAGCCAGUGUUGUACGCGACAGCUACUCGCUUGCUUUGCCAAACCUGGGAGAUCAAUGACCGUGCCUUUGGUAGUUUGCAAGGAGUAUUAUUACCAAAAGGGUUCACUGAGUUUAUGCAUGAGAGAAAUAUCUGUAUCAGUAUGGCUGUCUCCAUUCAGGAUGUUUGCAGAAAGAACCCUGAUAGGGGUGUGGACCUUAUCUUGUCUGUAUCGGCUUGCAUUGAGAGUCCAGAUCCCACAGUUCAAGCUCUUGGUUUUCAAAGUCUUGCACACCUUUGUGAAGCUGAUGUGAUUGAUUUUUAUACAGCAUGGGAUGUUAUUGCAAAGUAUGUGCGAAGCUAUAACGAGGACCCAAUUCUUGCCUAUAGUGUCUGCUUUCUUCUAAGAUGGGGUGCAAUGGAUGCUGAUGCAUACCCAGAUGCCUCAAGGGAAGUACUGAAGAUUGUAUGGACUGUUGGCUGCUCCUUGCAUAUGGGUCAUGAAUUACAAUGGACAAAGGCAAAGGCCUCCGCAUUUGAGGCCUUAAUCAAAUACGAGAUUCCAACUAUUGUGAAGAAUAUUUCAAAUUUCAAGCAAAUGGUCAUGGAUCUACUUCUUUCUGAGACAAAUCCAGAUGUACUUAAGGUUUUGGAAGGACUUCUAGUGAAAAUUAUUGGACAUGAACAUAGCAACCGAAAAAGAUUUGUAAAGGAGAAGAAGGUCCCAGUAAGUAAGAUUGAGAAGUUGCUGGAUGUGUUUCCACAGGUGAUCUUCUCAUCAGUGGCAGGAAAAAGAAGUAAUGCUGGAGAAUUACCUGGUGCAGCCUUAUUUUAUGGAUCCUUUAUUUCUAGCAAUUUGAAAAGCCAAGGCACAGCUAGAGGAUUGCAAGAUUCUCAUUCUGGAUAUGAAGAUAUGAUGAUGCAAAUAGCUGCAUCCCUUCAACUCUCAAGAAAUACUUUUGUUGCACUUCUUUCACUUGAAUCAUGGAAAGCCUUUGUGCGAUGUUGGAUGAGGGCUAAUAUAUUGUCUAUUGAUGCUAAAGCCUCAGUUAUUGUUUCAGACAAAACUUCAAAAGCUGCUAAUGGUAUUCUGAAGACCUUGAUGCAAGCUGCUGAAGAAUCUAUUCCUAGAUCUGCUGAAAAUAUUGCUUUGGCUAUUGGUGCACUUUGUGCGGUCUUGCCACCAUCUGCCCAUAUCAUUAAAUCAACUGCUUCAAAGUUUCUUUUGGGCUGGUUGUUUCAGUAUGAACAUGAGCAUCGCCAAUGGUCAGCUGCCAUGUCUGUUGGAUUGAUCUCAAGCUCCUUGCAUGUGACAGAUCAUGAGCAAAAAUUUAUGAAUAUUACUGGACUUCUUGAGGUUUUGUGCUGCAGUAAAAGUUCCAUUGUAAAAGGAGCAUGUGGAAUUGGCUUGGGAUUUUCCUGCCAAGAUCUUCUUUCCAGAGUUGAAGCGCCAGAUGACUCUAAUGCUAAUGAAGAAAACCACAGGAUGCUGGAAGAAAGAUUAUUAGGAAGAAUAGUUAGAACAUUAUCUCUAAUGUUACAUCCAGUUGCUGCUUCUUCAGCCAAUACUCUAGAAAGUCUCCGUGCAAAUUUUUCAGCAGGCACUGAUGAUAUAGAUGCUAGUAUAACUUCCGAAUUGUUAGAUGAUGAUUCUAAUGAUUUGGACGAUGAUAUAUGGGGAAUAGCUGGCCUUGUUAUUGGCUUGGGAAGCUCUAUUGGAGCAAUGUAUAGAGCUGGCGCAUAUGAUGCGGUGCUCAAGGUGAAAGACUUGAUCAUAUCCUGGAUCCCUCAUAUGAGUUCCUCGGUUCAAACCUUUGAUUCCAGCAAUGAAAGAUCGGAGAUACUUUUAUCUGUAGGAUCCUGUCUUGCACUUCCUCUCGUGGUGGCUUUUUGCCAAAGAUUGGAAAUGGUGGACGGUAAUGAAUUAGACCAUCUGAUCAAUGGCUAUGUGGACCUCAUUUCUGAUUUAUUGUCUGUCAAUAAAUCCGGUGCUUUUCACAAGAGUUUGUUGAUGGCAUCAACUGCUGGAGCUGGGAGCCUUUUAUCAUGCAUAUUAUCUGAAGGCUUGCACUUUGUUGACGUGGAACGUGUAAAGUGUUUACUUGAAUUGUUUAGAAAUUGUUAUUCUCGUCCUUACCCUCCUAUCGUCCAUUUUGGUGGAAUGCUUGGAAUUGUUAAUGCUUUUGGGGCAGGUGCUGGAAAUUUAGUUGAUUUUCACCCUUUUAACCCCUCUGUGCACACUGGGUACGAUCAAAAGGACCAUUCCCAUAUUUCAGGUCCGAUACUUACAAAUUCUGCUUGUGAAGAGCACUCAACAUCAUUGAUGCAAGAUAUUUUUCUUGUUGCACAAAACUCUGAUGAUAAUCAACUGCAACAAUAUGCAGCCUGGGCAGUUUCAUUUCUUCGAAAUCGACUGUGGUCUAGAGAAGUUUUAAAUAGUGCUAGCAGUACACAAAGUGACUCUGUUGGCUCAAAAUCUAUAUCUCAAGGUGUUCCCGAGGACAGUGCUGUCAUGAAGCUUGGUCUGUGGCUUAAAUCUUUUAAUCAAUCUGGGACAGGUACCAAAACACAUAUUUGCAUAGUAGCCACUAUUUUAAGGUGCCUAUCACUAGCUCCCAGGCUACCAACCUUGGAUUGGGGUGCAAUUGUUAGACGAUGUAUGAGAUAUGAAGCUCAAGUUACUCGGUUGUCAGCACAGGAUAUUGCCCAUAAGGAAGGAACCCUUAGAGAGGAAUGCUUGCAGUUUGCUUUGGUCCAUGCAAAGCAAUUUGAUGCACUGCUGACAUUCCUCGAUGAGUUGUGUGACCUUCCUCGGUUCAGGACGCUGGAGUUAAGUCUCCAAUCUUGUCUGCUCAGUCAUUUGGCAGACCUGAUAAAACUAUUCUCGGGCUCAAGGCAGGAGAAAUUAUUGUAUGACGUGAGUAAUUACUUUUCUUCCCUUACAACAGACCAAGUGCUUGAUUCAGGGGAGAAAAGUUCAUUACGGAGUUCUUGCUGGAAGGGUCUCAGUCAGUGUCUAGAUGAAGCCUCUCUCGACUCUCUAAAAUACAUUAAAAAUAUUGAAAGGUGCAUGGAAGUGCUUUUUUCCUUUUUACCCUCACCUCAAUCAUCUGCUGAUGUGGAAGUGAAUCAGUUGAACUUGGUUGAGUGGUCCGAGGCAGUUAGGUGCUUGGCAAAGGCUCGGCUCGGCUGGUUAUUGGAUUUUCUACAUGUUUCACAUUUAGAUUCAGGAGAUGUCACCUUUGUGGAAGUUCUGAAAAGGAUUCAAGCUAAAGCGAAGCUAGUUCGAACCGGUUCCAUCCCAAUUGCUGAACUGGAAAAAUCAAAGUCUUAUUUACUGAAUUCAGAACCACUUGGUACCUGGGGUGUGCUAAUUGAAGUUGUAGCAACUUUACAGCGUGUGGAGGGAAGCGUAAAAAGACAAUGGCUGGUUGACGCCAUCGAAAUCAGCUGCGUUUCAAAUUAUCCUUCCACGGCACUGCAGUUUAUUGGGCUUCUAUCUGGGUCUUGCUGCAAAUACAUGCCCCUUCUCAUUGCAGAUCGAUCAUAUGUUCUGAACGACAUACCGGUUACUCUUACGUCUCUCUUAUCGGACCCGAACUGGGAAGUGAUUGCAGAAAGCUUUACUUCGUAUCUUUUGACAUCAACGGAACGAAUUUACGGUUGGGCUAUGAAAGUAUCAUUGGCAAGUGAGGAUGAUGCAGUACCGAGUUCGCAAGUUAUCGAAGAGAGUGAAAUCGGUAUGGCUCAGAUACUAUUGCCUGUUAUGCACCAUGCAUGUGUUUGCUUGAAACAUUAUUUGCCUCUAGACAAGCAACUUAGACUUGCAAACAUGGUUGUUGAUUAUGCUUUAGGAUAUUAAAACAAACACCUCUAGCAUCAAUUAAAGCUCAAAGCUUAA
Messenger RNA from Hibiscus syriacus, 5648 nucleotides. Its product is annotated as protein RST1. Lineage: Eukaryota; Viridiplantae; Streptophyta; Magnoliopsida; Malvales; Malvaceae. The transcript is spliced from 25 exons. Bases 12 to 5609 code for a protein of 1865 amino acids. Gene Ontology annotation, biological process: regulation of post-transcriptional gene silencing. The record is from RefSeq and is a predicted model, not a curated record.